ACAGCAGUACGAAUUAUUCAAUCUAUUCGUCAAUUAUUGUUGAGGGAUACUGUUAAGUCACCCCCACCACCCGGCCUGUUAAUUGUUCUGAUUUGCACCAGCGAUUUGUCUGGAUUUUUAUCAACUAAUUUAGUCUCUAAAACACGCUGCAAAGACCAUUAUUACAGUGGAUAGUGCUGGGACAUGUUAAGAAAAGACGCACGUUUUGAUGUCGUAAUCAGCAGGCAUUUUUGAACUCGCCGGCCAGUGGAGCACAUGGCCAACCUCCAGAGGCGCCGCUAAAUCACUACGGGCGCAUUCUUUCACAUCCAUACGGCGUACGGUCCGGUUUGUUGGUUUUGCUACCACUGGAAUACACGAAACAAUCGCGCGAACGAUCACGAGCAAUCACAGUCGCAUCGUAUAGCGAAGCCAUAGCCGAGAGCCGACAAUCUAAUCUCAGAGCCGUCUCAUUCAACCAUCGUCCCGCGGCCCAAACAGAACGGCGAGAUCAUCAGUCCUGCACCCACCAGGAUCCCGAGAGCAUAUACACGCUGCCGUAUCAACAAGCAGACGCGAUAAGAGAACACCAUUCGCUACACUGCCCGCGCCCUUCUCCCCCAUCAGUAUGUUGGCCUCGUUGUCUAAAGUCUGCUCCCGUUUGGCAAAACAGCAACAGCAGCAGCGAUCGGGUCUAUCCAUUCCUAAGCGGUAUCUGAAUUUACUGGAAUAUCAAAGUAAAAAGCUGCUGGAAGAGAGUGGCGUAGCGAUACAGAACUUUCGCAUUCUCGAGGGAAAACAGGAUGCGGAUGUGCUGAAGGAUUUCAAUGUAAACGAGUACGUCAUCAAGGCACAGAUUCUGGCCGGAGGACGGGGAAAGGGACACUUCGAUAAUGGGUUCAAGGGUGGAGUGCACAUUACCAAAGACCGCUCGCAAGUCAUCCCGCUGGUGGAGAAGAUGGUGGGUCACCGGUUAAUCACGAAGCAAACGCCCAAGGAUGGGAUCCUGGUGAAGAAGGUCAUGGUAGCGGACAGCAUUAAUAUCGUGCGCGAAACAUACCUCUCGAUCGUGAUGGACCGACAGCACAACGGGCCGGUACUGAUCGCUUCCCCAGCCGGUGGCAUGGACAUUGAGGCCGUUGCGGAGGAAACACCGGACAAAAUCAAAACCCUGCCGAUCGAUAUCACUGCCGGAAUCACGCGCGAGCAAUCGCUCGAAGUGGCCCGCUUCCUCGAAUUCCAUGGACCGCUGCUAGAGCGGGCGGCCGAUCAAAUCGUCAAACUGUACCACCUGUUCACCAAGGUGGACGCGGUACAGAUCGAGAUCAAUCCGUUGGCCGAAACGGAUGACGGGCGCGUCAUUUCUGUCGACGCAAAGCUGAACUUCGACGAUAAUGCCCAGUUCCGGCAGAAGGACAUCUUCGCGAUGGAGGUGCACGAGGACACGGACCCUAAGGAGAUCGAAGCGUCGAAGUACAACCUGAACUACAUCGCCAUGGAGGGCAACAUCGGUUGCCUGGUGAAUGGGGCUGGUCUUGCCAUGGCCACGAUGGACAUUAUCAAGCUGAACGGUGGCAGCCCGGCCAACUUUCUCGACGUGGGCGGUAACGUGAAGGAGGAACAGGUGCUGAAAGCCUUCCAAAUUCUUACCUCGGACGAAAACGUCAAAGCAAUCCUGGUGAACGUGUUCGGUGGCAUUGUGAACUGUGCCACGAUCGCUAACGGGAUCGUGAGUGCAACAAAAACGAUGAACCUCAAGGUACCGCUGAUUGUGCGCCUCGAGGGUACGAACGUGACGGCGGCCAAGAAAAUCCUCGAACAAUCCGGUCUGAAGAUUCAAUCCGCCGUAGAUCUAGAUGAGGCGGCAAAGAAGGCGGUAGCUUCCAUAUAGAGGGCAGGGGAGCGCAGCAUUUCGACACACAUUUAGUCUUCCGGGAUCGGUGUAGGCCUUCGGAAUAAAGUGCGUAUGAGCGUUGUUUAAGAAGCUCGAUUAGUUUUAAAGAAACCUUACUGGCAUGGCGGACAUUAAUAAACCAGGAGCGCAAACCAAUCACAA
Anopheles aquasalis is the source of this 2035-nucleotide messenger RNA. It is a transcript of the gene ScsbetaG, whose product is annotated as Succinyl-coenzyme A synthetase beta subunit, GDP-forming. Gene Ontology annotation, biological process: tricarboxylic acid cycle; succinyl-CoA metabolic process. NCBI's taxonomy places the organism in Eukaryota, Metazoa, Arthropoda, Insecta, Diptera, Culicidae. Gene Ontology annotation, molecular function: succinate-CoA ligase (GDP-forming) activity; ATP binding. Gene Ontology annotation, cellular component: succinate-CoA ligase complex; mitochondrion. The record is from RefSeq and is a predicted model, not a curated record.